Molecule: messenger RNA, 750 nt
Organism: Mucor velutinosus
Lineage: Eukaryota; Fungi; Mucoromycota; Mucoromycetes; Mucorales; Mucoraceae
Product: Eukaryotic translation initiation factor 3 subunit M (eIF3m)
Exons: 1
Coding region: 1-750 (249 amino acids)
Molecular function (GO): protein binding
Source: RefSeq, a predicted model, not a curated record
AUGUCAAAACGACAGCGUUUAAUGGACCAAGAUUGGGGAAUCAGCUCUUCUUCCUCUUCUGAUGAUAGCAGUGAUGAAGAAACUUCAGUAGAGCCAAAGCCCUGUAGCCUCUUCAAACUGCCAUUUGAAAUCCUAUCCAGCAUUUUCAUCCUGUCUGGUAACACUGAUUUACCCAUAGUCUGCAAAUACCUCUAUCAACAACUGUAUUACUGCCAUGAUUCCAUCAAAAUCUCUUUCCUACUACAACGAGCACACAACAACAUUGAAAAGGCCUUUGAAGAUGCCAUCAAAUUCCCGUUUUUCAACAUGGACCUUAUGCAACGCUUUGAGAAAAUACAGCCCUCAUUGCAAUACAAUGACAAAAAGAUACCCGCUCGACUAUUUCUACAAGACCCUCAAGACACAUUGCAACAACGAGACUCGCUUAUCUUGGCAUUGCUGGAGAAGGGAGCCUCUGCCAAUCGACCCAAAGGAUACCCUCUUAUCAAAUCAGCACAAUUGGGAAGAUUGGAUCAAGUCAAAUUGCUAGUCAAGUUUGGCGCAGAUCCCACGAUGCGUAAUAACAUGGCACUUCGAGUAUGUGCUGCUAGAAAUAAUCGUGAAAUGGUAGAUUACUUUUUAGAUGAGUUACAUGUCAAGCCAGAUAGUGAGACUUUGAAAGCCUGUGUGCAAAAGAAUCUGUGGGACAUGUUUCAAGUCUUGGUGGAUCAUGGAGCUGUGCCAGACAUGUCCACCAUUGAUUUUACUUGA